Molecule: messenger RNA, 2970 nt
Organism: Brassicogethes aeneus
Lineage: Eukaryota; Metazoa; Arthropoda; Insecta; Coleoptera; Nitidulidae
Source: the annotation of a GenBank genome assembly
AUGUCGAAAUUAUUUGUGAUCUUGGUAUUUUUUGAUUUUGUGAUUUUUGGAAAUUUCGAAAUAAUUAGCGCAGUGAAUAAAAAGAAUCUUCUGCAAGUUAAGACUGAGAAUGGGGUACUUCAAGGCAAAAUGAACUAUGGAAAGAAUAACGAAAGUACAUUUUAUUCUUACCAGGGAAUACCUUUUGGCAAACCACCCAUAGAGGACCUAAGAUUUAGGGCCCCCAAACCCUAUGGAAAUUGGUCCGGCAUACUGGAUGCCACCAAGGAACAAUCAGGUUGCGUUGAAGUGCUCAUUAGAAACUAUACCAAAGUCCAGGGGAUGGAAGAUUGCUUAUUUCUUAAUAUAUUUACACCUGAAAACCCAAAUAAAGUCAAAAAAUUGCUGCCGGUGUUUUUCUGGAUAUACGGUGGGGCUUACUUGGAGGGUAACACCCAUUUCGAUCGCUGGGGACCGGAUAUUUUGCUGAAGGAAGAUAUUAUAGUGGUGACAUCGAACUAUAGGAUAGGUGUAUUUGGGUUUCUCAGCACAAACAACAUGGAUUCGCCUGGUAACUAUGGUUUGAAGGACCAAAACCUAGCGCUACAAUGGGUUAACAAUAAUAUAAAGUACUUUGGGGGUGAUCCUAACAACAUAACACUAGCAGGACAGAGUGCAGGCUCUGCUUCCGUGUUAUACCACGUACAAUCAAAGCUGAGUAGAGGUUUAUUCCAUAAGGCUAUAGCACAGAGUGGUAGUUCUUUAUGUGCAUGGUCAUUGCAGAUAGAUCCUUUGGAGAUUACUUAUCAGAUAGCGUAUGCUUUAGGAAUGAACACUAAGAAUACAACAGAAAUAGUGGCGAGAUUGAGGAAAGCUACAGUUGGUGAAAUUACUGGUGCGCAACAAAUGACAACUAUAUUGAAUUUCAUAGAGUUCAGAAAAAUUGGUCUAGCAUACAGCCCAACUUUGGAACCAAAUCAUCCAAAUGCCUUUUUAACUAAAUAUAGUUAUGAAGCUUUGAGAUCUGGUGAUUUUAAUCGAGUUCCUGUUUUAUUGGGCACUACAUCACAGGAGAGUCUUCUUUUUAAACAAUUUAUGAGUUUACUGCGACCAGCCGUGAGUUUAUUAUACGAUUCAAGUCCUGGUAUGAUGGCAAUGCCUAAUCUUAACACCGACUCCUUGGCCAAAAAUAGACAAUUUGGUCUUGAAGUUAUGAGGAGGUACUUCAAGCAAGGGCAAUUAUCACAGAGUACUUUCGACCAAUACGCAAACUUUGUAACGGACGAUGCAUUUCUUAGACCCAUCCGCAAAACCAUGCAACUAUUAUCAAAAUUUGUUCCUGUAUAUUUCUAUGUUUUCACAUACGAAGGGAAGUACAUUGCUGAAGGGUUGGAAGGUUUUAAAACCAGAGGUGCAUUAGAUAAAGGUGUUUCUCAUUCAGAAGAUUUGUGGUAUAUGUGGUCCCACAAAAACCUACCAGAGAAGAAGGGUGAUGAUUUAGUGAUGAGCAAACGUUUGACAAGAAUGUGGGGAAAUUUUGUCAAAUACAGUAAUCCUACCCCAUUUGAAGAACCUUUGUUAAAUAAUACAAUAUGGCCGCUGGCGCAGCCAAAUAACCUUGUACAACUAAACAUAAACUUAGAUUUAACCAUUGAGACUGACUAUAGAAAUGAUUACGUACGAUUCUGGGAGUAUGUGUACAGGAAAUAUGGAAAAAGGCCGUUUAAAACCUACUAGGAUUAAAAUUAUUGUAGCAUAAGUGAAUAAAACCAAAGAAACUAAACGUAUUUAUUAACUCAAUAACUCAAUAUUUCCUGGAAUCGUAUUUUGGAGUGUACUCUGGAGGUCUGUAGAAGUUAUCCGACAAACUACCAACAAAAGGUUGCGUUAGGGGGUACGGCUGAUACCUGCCGUCACUUUGAAACUGCUGGCUGGGCGGGACGUUUUGGGGCCUCCACGGCGUUUCAAGGAAGUUAUUGGUCGACCACGGGGUCGUCGAAGGUCCUCUGGGGCCCGGAUUUCACAUCGCGGUGGCGUCUCUGGUUGUCCUGAAAGUUGUAUUGAGGUGGUGGUGAACGUUUACCUUUUUUGUCGUCGUAGUAGUGUCGUGACGGGUCGGCGGUUCGUUUACGGUUGUCGGUGAGUUUUGGAGGAGGCGGUGGGGAUCUCUCGGACCAUUUUUUCUUUUUCGGCGAUGCGCUUCUCGAUUUGUGCGCGUGCCUCGUUUCGGCCUCCUUGAUUUUCAUCUUUAAUACUCUCGCGCAACUUUCUCACGUCGUCCAGUUCUUUGUUGAUCAUGACGCGAUCUUCGACGCACUUUUUGAGUUCCAUGGAAGUUUUGCGUUCCAGAUCCUCCUUGUCCUUGUUGUGGCGCCUUCUUUCGUCGCGCAGCUGAUUCUGAAGGUCCUUCAGACUGAUUUCGAGUCGGUGAAUUUUGCCUUGCGCGCCCACAUAGCGCCUAUCGUUGUCCAAUAAUCUUCUUCGCAGACGAUCGACUUCGUUCUUGGUGCGCUGAUACUCGUACCUCCAAUCCACGUCGAUUUUUUUGGUUUCUUUUUUCGUAGGGUCUUUUUUAACUUUGGACUUGUCCGAUUUUUUAUCUUCAUCAUUUGAAGGUGCAUUGACGGUUUUAGAUGUAUCAGGGCGAUCCAUUGAUACUACGAUCUUCUUUCCUUCGAAAAGGGUUUCAUGUAAGGCUUCCAUACACUUCAAGGCGACCUCAUGGUUCUCCAUUGCGACAUAUCCAAAGAACGACUUCCCAUUGGUGACGAUUUUGGCCGUGUAACUUUACCAUGGCGGACUUACCAGCUUUUUUAAAGACGUCGCCUUAGUAUGACGACUGAUAUUCGACACCCAAACGUAGUUGAUAUGGGUUUUCGCUUUUGCCGCCUUAACAUCCUGAUUUUCUUCACUUUGCGGUGGAUUUUCUACAGCAACUUUGGCCUUGUCUUCAGGUAUUAUAUCCAAAUCUUCUUCAUGGGUUAUUAUUAA